Raphanus sativus (radish) is the source of this 606-nucleotide messenger RNA. RefSeq lists its product as uncharacterized. The record is from RefSeq and is a predicted model, not a curated record. The coding region runs from base 1 to 606 and encodes 201 amino acids. NCBI's taxonomy places the organism in Eukaryota, Viridiplantae, Streptophyta, Magnoliopsida, Brassicales, Brassicaceae. The transcript has 2 exons.
AUGCCUAGGACGGUUUGGGGGUGUUACACUCCCCACCCUCGACCAUUCAGCCUCAAGUGGCUUAAUGAUGAGACCGAGCUUAAAAUAGCCGAAGAAGCUGUUGUGUCUUUUAGUAUUGGUAAGUACCACGACCAGGUGAAGUGUGAUGUAGUCCUCAUGCAAGCCGGCCAUAUACUCUUAGGGAGGCCGUGGCAAUUUGAUAAGGAGACCAUCCAUCAUGGCCGGACCAACAUCUACAGCUUCAACCACAACAACAAGAAGCAUAGGUUAGCACCACUCAGUCCACAAGAGGUUCAUGACAUGCAAAAGGCAAUGGACCAGGCCAGCAAGGAAGGUUGUUUUGCAGGUUUUGAUGUCCAAGACGUACCAGCUGAGGUGCAAGUCCUUAUGGACAAGUACCAGGACGUCUUCCCUGUUGAGAUACCAGCCGGUUUACCUCCUAUUCGUGGCAUAGAACAUCAGAUAGAUCUUGUACCCGGGGCGCCCUUACCGAACCGAGCCGCAUAUAGAGUUAACCCGGAAGAAGCCAAGGAGUUGUGGUCACCCAAGCUGAGGUUCCCCAAGUUCACAAGGGUCCGACUACCAGGUCAGGUGCGAGGAACUUAA